Messenger RNA from Cyclopterus lumpus (lumpfish), 2644 nucleotides. It is a transcript of the gene plbd1, whose product is annotated as phospholipase B domain containing 1. The record is from RefSeq and is a predicted model, not a curated record. Gene Ontology annotation, molecular function: glycerophospholipase activity. Bases 108 to 1724 code for a protein of 538 amino acids. Gene Ontology annotation, cellular component: extracellular region. Lineage: Eukaryota; Metazoa; Chordata; Actinopteri; Perciformes; Cyclopteridae. The transcript has 11 exons. Gene Ontology annotation, biological process: phospholipid catabolic process.
CUGUCUCUUUGCCAUAUAUCAGAUUUUCUCUUCCCCUUGAGUCACGUCUGACCGAUCCGCGUCUCUACUCUGCAGUUAGAUUAGCUUUGAACGGCAUUUACACUGCAAUGCUAUUAGCAAAGAGGCUGUUUGUCUUUCUGUUAUUUAUUGUGGCUGCGAGCUUCGCCUCCGCUGACAAGGUGACAACAGCCACAGUGUACUGGGACCCCCAACACAAGGCCGUCCUGCUGAAGGAAGGGGUGCUGGAGACGGAAGGGGAUGCAUACGGUUAUCUGAAUGACACCCUGUCACGUACAGGCUGGAGUGUCCUAGAGAUCCGUGCCGGGUAUGGGAAGACCCCUGAAACUGAUGAGUUGACUUUCUUCCUGGCUGGCUACCUCGAAGGCUUCCUCACGGCCCAGCAGAUGAUAGACCACUAUGCCAACAUGUAUCCGCAGCUGAUCCACGACCCAAAGAUCCUCGGCCCACUUCAGAGUUUCAUGACGAAGCAGGACUCAUGGACCAGAGAGCAGGUAAAACUGAACAAGAGCUUGGAUCCUCUGUGGAAACACGCAGGCUUCAUCGUGGCUCAGAUGGAUGGGCUGCAAGCAGGAGUCGCACACUGGGCAAAGAAACAGGGACAAAAGCCACUGUCCCUGUUUGCCGUCCAGUUCCUGAAUGCAGUGGGAGACCUGCUGGAUCUGAUCCCAGCCUUGGUCCCCACCUCCAACCCUCUCCUCAGAAACUUCAAACUUCCUGGCAUGAGUCAUUGCUCUGCUCUCAUCAAGAUGCUGCCCGGCUUUGAGAACCUCUUGUUUGCCCACUCCAGCUGGUACACGUAUGCUGCUACAAUGCGGAUCUACAAGCACUGGGAUUUCCACAUCACUGAGCCCCACACAGCCACCGGGAAACUAUCCUUCAGCAGCUACCCUGGUUUCCUUGUGUCUCUGGAUGACUUCUACCUCUUGGGCAGUGGUCUGAUGAUGACCCAGACCACCAACAACGUCUUUAACGCCUCCCUUUUUGACACGGUUACCCCCAACAGCCUCCUGGCGUGGCAGAGGGUCAGGCUGGCGCACAGUUUGGCAAAUACUGGAGAAGAGUGGGCACAAACAUUCUCCAAGCACAACUAUGGCACCUACAACAACCAGUACAUGGUGUUGGACAGGAGCAAAGUGAAGCUGGGCCACAGUGUUGAUGACGGCGCUCUGACGGUGGUGGAGCAGAUCCCUGGGCUGGUGGAGUACUCUGACCAGACACAGGCUCUGCGCAGAGGUUACUGGCCGUCCUACAACGUUCCUUUCCACCACAAGAUCUACAAGCUGAGUGGUUAUGAAGAAAUGUGGGAUAAGUUUGGAGAAGACUUCUCCUACGAUCUCUGUCCCAGAGCCAAGAUCUUCCGCCGGGACCAGGCUAACGUCAAGGACCUGAACUCUUUGAAGCACAUCAUGAGGUCUAAUGACUACAAGAAGGAUCCAUACUCCAAGGGAGACCCCUGCAAGACCAUCUGCUGCCGUGGCGACCUGAGAGCAGACAAGCCUACACCAGGAGGUUGCUAUGACACCAAGGUGACAGAUUUCCUCAUGGCCGGGGACUUCCGUGCAGAGGCAGUGAACGGGCCAACGACACAGGACGGACUCCCGCCGUUCUUUUGGGAUAAAUUCAGCACCAUCAGCCACCAGGGUCUGCCGCAGUACUACAACUUUACCUUCAUCAGGAUGCAGCCUCUUCUCUUCAAGCCAUGAGGUGUGCUUGUGUUUGUGUGAGUGAGACUGUCGGUUUGAUGCUUUCAGAGUAGGGAAUGAUGAGAGUUCAAGGUACAAUCUGAUGUUUCUUUUGUGAUUCACACAUCUAUUUACACACUGAUGUUUUGGGUUUUAAUUAUUGCUCAAAGUUACAACCUCUAAGACCUCCAUGUCCUUCUCUUUUGCGGCAGCCAUGGCAAUAAGCGUUAACUGCAGGUGUGUUUGUUACAAAUACAAACGUUGUGCGCUUUUUGUAAUUGUUCUCAGCAAUGUCGCACAUAGACGCCCAGUUUGUAAUACUGCCAGUGCAAAGGCUUUCAUCACUGGUCCAUAGGCUCAAUCACUAUUGACUUAAGAGACAUUUAUUUAAAUGAAAAUCUCUGAGAACAUUUUAAUGUUCAGAAUUGCGUCCCAAGAAAUGCUUUUUGAAUAACAGUACCUCCUUCCACCUGAUAAAAUGCAGGAUGUUAAAGUGCCAAUCAAAUUUAAACGUAGUAUUUUAUGUCUCGUAUAUGUCUUGUGAUUUUCUAUUUGGAAUACAGUCGAAACCAGUCGAGUGUUUUUUUUAUACUUGCAGCCAUUUGUGCCUUGAACACUGAGAGCAACUUAUUAAUUUUAUAAAAUGCAGAAUGAAUGCAAUAAAUUAGUGAAAAUAUGUCUUUUUUUAAAUGCUUGAAUGUCUUUAUACAUGCAAACCAUCAUUUCAAUGGUAAAUUAAUAAAUCACAGGGCUGUGAUCUUCUCUAGUGCUGUUAUUCAUAUGCUUCUAUUUCUUACUUCUGUGCAGAAUGAAAAUAUCUCAGGUUGAUAUAUUUAUUACACAAAUGUGUUUCUUAUGUAAUAUGUGUAAUACUGCACAUCUGUAUCAUGCCAUCAUUUCAUGUGUUAAUUGUUUAUUAAAGUUUUACAGUUGUACCAGCA